Molecule: messenger RNA, 1221 nt
Organism: Phyllopteryx taeniolatus (common seadragon)
Lineage: Eukaryota; Metazoa; Chordata; Actinopteri; Syngnathiformes; Syngnathidae
Gene: uqcc1
Product: ubiquinol-cytochrome-c reductase complex assembly factor 1
Exons: 8
Coding region: 120-830 (236 amino acids)
Biological process (GO): mitochondrial respiratory chain complex III assembly
Cellular component (GO): mitochondrion
Source: RefSeq, a predicted model, not a curated record
GGACGGAGCACAGCGCGCGCGGGACUCAAUCGGUUGACAUUGCAACAGUUAGCAGCAGUUAGCUGCCGAUCGACGCCUAGGUUUGGCCCGCCCGGCCUUUCCGUGGAGCUGUGCGGGUCAUGUGGGCCACGUGGCUCGCGUCCCGGCGGCCGUUGCAGUCGGCCGUCAGAAGGGUCGGAACCGUCAGACGAGUCCGAACCGACCUCUUCAACCACAAGGUUUCCCAGCAGGUCUCUGCCAUCAGCAGUCCUUGUGCGGUCCACUUGACAACAACAUGCCAGCGCACGCUACACUUGGGCACACAGGUGCACAAUGUGAAGGAAACGCCGGCGCCCACGGAGGAGGAAGUUGGCGGUUUCACCAAGCUGAUUGAGGCCAUGGGCUUCACGGGACCCCUCAAGUACAACAAAUGGAAAAUCAAGAUUGCGGCAUUGCGCAUGUACACGUGCUGCGUGGAGAGGAUCAGCUACGACGACUUCUUCAACAGGUGCUCGCUGCCCGACACGCUCAACUCCUGGUUCCUCGUCGCACAGCUGCAUGUGUGGAUGUGUCUGGUGCGGAUGCGUCAGGAGGGCCGCGCGGGCAAGUACAUGUGUCGCUACAUCGUGCACUCCAUGUGGGAGGACGUGGAGCAGCGCAGCAAAAUCAUGGGGCUGUCGUCUUACCCUCUGUGCGGACUAGUCGCCCAGUUCCUGCAGCCGAGCAGAAGGCAAAAAACCGGCGUGAUGCUGACAGCAGCGUGCUUCACAGAAGGGAUGCUGUUAGCCAGGUCUAAGGACGUUACGGGGGCCUUUUGGCAAAUUCCAAGCGGGCUGCCAUGUGCCUUUUAAUGAGAAAUGGCUUCCAUCCGGCCACUGUACCAUAAAUGCCUGAUCGGUGGCGUGCGUUCUCCUAUCUCUGCAAGGGAACACUGGAGCUCCGCCCGAGUGACCAUAGGGUUCUUGUUCACCUCUCUGACCGAGGCCCUUCUUCCCCGCUUACUCAGCUCGGUCGGACGGUCAGAUCUGGGACGGGUCCCGGCGGUUCCGAACUUCUUCCGUUUCCGAAUAAUUGAGACCACGGUGCUUUUCGGGACCUUCGAUGCUGCUGAAGUUCUUUUGUAUCCUUCCCCAGAUUUGUGCCUUGACAACAUCUGGUCUCGGAGGUCUGCAGACAAUUCCUUAGACUGAAUUUCUGCUCUGAUGUGCACUGCCAACUGUGAGACCUUACAUAGACAGGCGU